CUGUCCGACCCGCACCUGUGACUGUCGCGCGACAGCGACAGCAGUACAGUGCGAGGAGAGCGGUCGGUGCGGCGCGACGAGGAGAGCGGCCGGCUGCCGUCGAGCGUGCAUGACUCACACAACACUUAGCACUACUGCUCGCAGAAGAUCAAAAUUUUGCAGUAACCGCCAUCGGAAACUGCUGCCGCUGCGGCAGACGUGACUGCAGCCCGCUGUCGCGCGCGCGCCACAUGCCCCGCUAGCACUCCCGGCCCGGAACAAGAAGCAGUGGGUACAGCCCGGUUUAGUUAGUUAGUUGUAUUGAUAAGCAUCAACCAUGGGUUCCCUCAACGUGAACCGCAAUGUCGCCGACGCCUUCUACCGCUACAAGAUGCCGCGGAUCUGCGCCAAGGUCGAGGGCAAGGGCAACGGCAUCAAGACCGUCAUCGUCAACAUGCCCGAGGUAGCCAAGGCUCUUGGCCGGCCAGCUACAUACCCGACGAAAUACUUCGGGUGCGAGCUGGGCGCGCAGACGCAGUUCGACUACAAGAACGAGCGCUUCAUCGUCAACGGGUCCCACGACUCGGCCAAGCUGCAGGACCUGCUGGACGGGUUCAUCCGCAAGUUCGUCCUGUGCCCCGAGUGCGACAACCCGGAGACGGAGCUGAUCGUGUCCACCAAGCGGAACACCAUCUCGCAGGGCUGCAAGGCGUGCGGCUACCACGGCACCCUGGACUUCUCCCACAAGCUCAACACCUUCAUACUCAAGAACCCGCCCACCAAGGACCCCAGCACUGAGGUAUUCACUGAGGGCUCGUCGCUGACGGAGGGCAACCGCGGCAAGCGGUCCAAGCGCUCCGGGCCCGGCGCCGCCAACGGCAACCACGACGCCGACAACAACGACGCCAAGCCGGAAAGCGAGACGCCAGCCACCCCCGUGGCGCCGACGCCCAAGAGCAAGCGGGAGCACAAGCACAAGCACGAUGAUGAUGAUGACGACGGCACCUGGACCGUCGACGUGAGCGACGCGGCCGUGCGGGCCCGCAUGCAAGAUUUAACGGAGGGCGCCAAGUCGAUGACCCUAAGCGAGGACAGCGAGAAGAACGAGAAGCAGCGCAUGGACCUGUUCUACGCGUACCUCAAGCAGAAGGCCGCGGCCGGAGACGUGACCUCCACCAAGGCCUGCACCGACCUGCUGCACGAGGCCGAACGGUUGGAGGUGAAGUCUAAGGCUGUGCUGGUGCUGUUCGAGGUGCUGGUGCGCCCGGCGGCGCUGGCGGGCGACGUGCGGCGGCACCGCGCGCUGCUGCUGCGCUUCACGCGCGGCGACGCGCGCGCGCAGCGGGCCGCGCUCGCUGCCGUCGACGUGCUGUGCGCGCUCAACCCCGCCCUGGUGCCCAAGGUGGCCGGCGCGCUCAAGCUGCUGUACGACCUGGACAUCGUGGAGGAGAAGGCGAUCGUGGAGUGGUUCAGCAAGCCGUCGCGCAAGGCGCUCAGCAAGGAGGUGGCGGGCGAGGUGCGGCGCCGCGCGCAGCCCUUCCUCGACUGGCUGCAGCACGCCGAGGAGGACUCCGACGACGACGAGGAGGCAGAGCUCGAGAUCGAGUACAAUGACCGCGCCGCGGCGACGCCGAUGAAGGCGCAGGCCGCCGCCGCCGCCGCCGCCGCCGCCGCCGCCGCCGCCAAGCCGCAGCCGCGCGACGACGACGACAACAACGACCUCGACAUCGACGCCAUCUAA
Molecule: messenger RNA, 1720 nt
Organism: Cydia amplana
Lineage: Eukaryota; Metazoa; Arthropoda; Insecta; Lepidoptera; Tortricidae
Gene: eIF5
Product: eukaryotic translation initiation factor 5
Exons: 12
Coding region: 317-1720 (467 amino acids)
Biological process (GO): formation of cytoplasmic translation initiation complex; formation of translation preinitiation complex; translational initiation
Cellular component (GO): cytosol
Molecular function (GO): eukaryotic initiation factor eIF2 binding; translation initiation factor activity; GDP-dissociation inhibitor activity
Source: RefSeq, a predicted model, not a curated record